GCGGGACAGGCCGGAGGGGCCGCGCGCCGAGGCGGUGGUACAGCCUGGAGCAGCCGGCAGCUGCGGGCCGGGGACCCCGGACCUCUCCCCAAGCCGAGAAGAAGGCAGGCAGGAGCCAAGGCCCCCUCCCGAGGAUGACACUAAACACGCAGCAGGAAGCAAAGACGCCCCUGCGACGGCGAGCCAGCACCCCGCUGCCCCUGUCCUCCCCGGGCCGCCAGCCUGGCCUGUGCGCAGCACCUUCCACUUCCACACAACCCCGGCACCCACGCCUGGGCCAGUCGGCCUCCCUCAACCCUCCCACCCAGCAGCCUUCACCUGCCCCCGACGGCUGGUCCUCUGAAUCCAGCGACUCGGAGGGCUCCUGGGAGGCCCUCUACCGCGUGGUGCUGCUGGGAGACCCUGGCGUGGGGAAGACCAGCCUGGCCAGCCUCUUCGCAGGGAAGCAAGAGCGGGAGCUCCAUGAACAGCUGGGAGAAGAUGUGUACGAGAGGACCCUCACAGUGGAUGGAGAAGACACCACUCUGCUGGUCAUGGACACCUGGGAGGCUGAGAAACUGGAUGAAAGCUGGAGCCAGGAGUCCUGCCUGCAGGUGGGCAGUGCCUACGUCAUCGUGUACUCCAUCGCAGACAGAGGCAGCUUCGAGAGCGCCUCUGAGCUCCGCAUUCAGCUAAGGCGCACACAUCAGGCGGACCAUGUGCCCAUCAUCCUGGUGGGCAACAAGGCGGACCUGGCACGCUGCCGAGAAGUCUCCGUGGAAGGUGAGCCCUCUGGUCCACCCUCCUUCUCCGUACUCCUCUCAGCCCCACUGUCACUGUUCCUGCUCUAGUGUGUCUUCAUCUCAGAGACUGCCUGCCACCUACCACCCCCAUUCUGCAUCUCCUGGCCUCUGCCUGAAAGCUAGGAACCAUUCCUGUCUCCUCUCGCACUCCCCCAAACCAGUCCCCAAAUCCUCCCUUAACCCCACAUUCCCUUCACCCCAUUCCCAUAGCCUCUGACCCAUUCCGCUAUUUCCACUUCAGCCUGGGCCAGCCCCCACCCUAAUUCUGUACCCCCACUUAAGCAGUUCUCAACAGCUGCCACAGGUUCCCAGAACCAGAUCUGACCUUGUCACUUCUCCGCUUAAAAAUUCCCAUUUGGCCCUUCAUGCCCUUAGUCAGCGACACUUUAUCCACCAGGCCUCACAGGCCUAGUCCUACAGGAUU
This is a messenger RNA of Myotis lucifugus (little brown bat), 1206 nucleotides long. RefSeq names its product RRAD and GEM like GTPase 1 (gene REM1). The coding region runs from base 135 to 830 and encodes 231 amino acids. The transcript is spliced from 4 exons. Gene Ontology annotation, molecular function: GTPase activity; GTP binding; calcium channel regulator activity. NCBI's taxonomy places the organism in Eukaryota, Metazoa, Chordata, Mammalia, Chiroptera, Vespertilionidae. The record is from RefSeq and is a predicted model, not a curated record. Gene Ontology annotation, cellular component: plasma membrane.